Plasmodium reichenowi is the source of this 4959-nucleotide messenger RNA. RefSeq lists its product as hypothetical. Lineage: Eukaryota; Apicomplexa; Aconoidasida; Haemosporida; Plasmodiidae. The record is from RefSeq and is a predicted model, not a curated record. The transcript has a single exon. The coding region runs from base 1 to 4959 and encodes 1652 amino acids.
AUGAACGAGAAAAAGAACACAAUUUUUAAGGGUAAGGGAUAUAUAUUGAAAGGUGUAAAUAAAGAAUUUAUUGACGAUAGAAAGAAAAGAGAUUCAUUUAUAGAUAAAAAGAAAAAGAAUAUUUUUAACAGAUUUAAUCCUUUUACAUUACCUUUAUUAGGUAAAAAUAAAUUAUGUGAGGUCGAUGAAAAAUGUGAUAUGAAAAAAAGCAAAAGUUUUGAUAAAUACAAAGAAGCAAAUAUUAAUAUUAAUGUACUGAAUGAGGGUGAGUUCAAUAGUUAUUUGUUAAGAAAUAGAGCAUUUAGAUUAACAUGGACUAGUAUUAUAGAAAAAAUAAAACAUGAAAUAGAUAUAGAAAUAUAUAAAAAUUUAAAUGAUGUAUUUGAAGAAAUAUAUCUAUAUUCUAUAUCGAACAAUGAAUAUCUUCCUUUGAUUUUAAUAACAGCUGGUACGAAUGUUGCUGACCAUGAAAUUAUUAUUGAUGCUUUAUCAUACGAAUUAAAGAUAUGGAAUAAUAAUAAAAAACAAAAAAAAAAAACACACACACACACACAUACAUACACGCAAAAAGGUUGUAUGAACCAAUCAGGCAAUUUAUUUGAUUAUGUACAUGGAGAAGGAAAGGAUUAUAUAUAUGAGAAAAUAAAACGAGAUAUGAACAAGGGAAAUACAAAUCAAAGUGAUCAUUUAUAUGAUAAGAUAAAUAUAAAUAAAUUAAAUUUAAUUCUUCGAGGUAAGGAAGAAUCGACACUUACCCUUAUGAACCGAACACAUGAGAGUAAAAAUCAAGAUAAAAAGAAGAAGAAGAAGAAAAGAAAAAAAAGAAAAGAAAGGAGAAUAUUCAAUGGCAAUAUUUGUAAUAGAGAUAGUAGUAUAUCAACUAAUAGUAAUUAUCAUAACGAUUUUCAUAAUGAUGAUGAUAAUUAUAAUGUGAAUAAUUUAUUAAAUGAAGAUAGUUAUGACGAUAAUGAUGAUGUGUAUGUAUGUUCUCUUAAUUCCAACACAUCGAAUAAUAUAAAUUCUGCUGUAUACAAUAUUUAUACACAAUUAUAUAGAGAUUAUAAAAUGCGAUAUUUUUUAAAAAAGUAUAAAAAGAAAAAUGGGAACAAUUAUAAUAAUGGUGUAAUAAAAAAUGCUUAUGUUUCAAAUGACACCAGAAAAAGAACCCGGAAUUAUAGUAACAGUAGUAAUUCGUAUAAUUUAAAUAGGGAUGAUAUAGAUAACGAUUGUGAUGACGCGUGUGAUGUUAGUAAUCAUAAUUCUUUUGUUCGUUUGAGUUUUUUAAACAAAGAAUUUAGAGAAGAUAACAAAGUGAUAAAUAAGAAUAUGGUUAAUAUAGAUAAGUUGAUAGAUCUAUAUAAGAAAAUGAGUGAAUUGAAUAUGAAAAAUAUAUCUGAAGAGGAGAUGGAAGGGUUAAGUAAAAAAAGAGUAUUUAUAAAUAAAUAUAAUUCGGAUAAUAUAUAUAAUAUGGAUGAAAUGUAUAAUGUUAUGAAUUCAAAAGAUGUUAUGUUUACAUCUCCAAAGGGCGGAUAUAAGAAUAGUAAAGGAUCUGGUAUAUAUAAAGAUAUAAAUGAAGGUAAUAAUUCUUUUAUAAAAGAGUAUGGGCCUCUAGAAUUAUAUAAUAAACAAAAUAAUUAUUUUAAUGACGGUCGAAAAAAGGUUCGUAUUAUAAUAUUGAUACAUGAUUGUGAAUAUUUUAAUAUAAACAUAUUAAAUGGUAUUUUAAAUAUAUUGAUUAACUUACGUAUUGACAAUAAAAUAUGUUUGAGUGUUAUAUUAGGUGUAUCGACACCUUCCUUUUUUUUUAAUAGAAUUACAACACCGGAUACCCAAAGCAAAUUAAGAAUAAAAACAGUUGAUAUUUUAAAUAAUAAAUUGAUGUGUGAUCGAAUAUGUAAUAUUUUGUUAUUUGAAAAUUUAUUACCAUUUAUAUUAAAUUUUAAGACAGUGCAUGCAAUUAAAUUAUUAUUACAUAAAAACAAUCAAUCUAUAAGUCAUUUAAUACAUAUAUUAUAUAUAUUGACUAAAGAAUUUUAUGAUAAUAAUAUUUUGUCCUUCUUAUGUAUACCGAUGAAUUAUUAUUUAAAUAUAAAUACAGAUCAUGAUGAUGAAGAGAAAGAUAAAAUGGAUUCAAAUUAUUCUACAUAUACUUAUGUUCGUUCUUAUCAAGCGAAUCUUUCGAAUUUUUUCAAGUAUGAUAUAAGAAAAGUACAUCAGAAAAUCAUAUCUUUAUGUUACUCAUCCAAUUUGUAUUAUCGUCAUUUGUCGUAUAUAAAAAAAAAAUAUUCUACUAUAUUAAUAAAGAAUUAUUUUCAAUUACAUGGUCCGGAUUCUGUUGUGCACACACCACGCCACUCGGAUGACGAGCCUGAGUUUUUUAAUUUAAAGAGUAAGAAGGUAGAUCAUAUGAAGAAAAAUAGGAAUAUUCAAGUGGUAGAUAAGGAGGUGUCUUCUGUAAAUAAGAAUACUAUUAAUGGUGAAGUUAAUGGUGAUAUUAAUGGUGAUAUUCGUGGUGAUAUUCGUGGUGAUAUUCGUGGUGAUAUUCGUAGUGAUAUUCGUGGUGAUAUGCAUGGUGAUAUUCGUGGUGAUAUGCAUGGUGAUAUUCGUGGUGAUAUUCGUGGUGAUGUUAAUAAUAAUGUUAAUAGUAGGAAUAAUAAGAAGAUCGAUUUGGAUAGAGCUAGUUAUGCUUGGGAAUUCAAGACAAGAACAAUAAACUGGUGGUAUGAUCACCCCUUUAAAGAUUUAAUAUAUUUAUAUGAAAACGGAAGGGUGAGAAAUAAUAAUAAAGAAGAAAUAAUAGAUAAAUUAUUAAAUGAUGAAGAGAAUAAAAAAGAGAUAAUAGAUAAUAUGCAUAGUCAUAUAAAUGGUAAUAAUAAUUUAUAUGAUAUUGAGAACGUUAAAGAAAUAAAUAAGACUUUAUGUAGUUUUACAUUACCUUUAAAUGUAUUACAACUUAUUGAAAGGAAAUAUGCAUUUAAUAUAGCUAUAAAUUUAAUAAAUAUUAUUAUAAAGACUAAGUCUGAAUAUACGACAUCUAUAAAACGAAGUGAAUAUUUUAGAAAUUUAUUUCAAAAUUAUGAAAAAAUAAAAUGGAAUGAAAAUAAGAAUAUAUUAUAUAUUGAAGAAUUAUAUAAUAUUGUUGAAAAGGAUGUAAAGAAAUGUAUCAACUUUUUAAUUGAUAUGAUGACUCCUUAUUAUUUUAAAAAUCAUCAAGUUUUAUUAAAUGUAUUUAAAGAAUUCAAAGAAUAUUAUACAAAUAUAUAUCCUAUUGUUUAUAAUUUAGAAGAUUAUUUAUAUUUAUUAAAAGAAAAAGAAUAUAAAAAACAUAAAGAAUUAUUUAUUAAUGAUGAUUUUUCAAAAACGUGUACUUAUUCUAUAUCAUAUUCUAUAUACUUUUCUCUCCUUUCACGUUUGGAUGAUAUGUUAGAGAUGCUUCGAAACGUAAUUCGUAUGGAAGAAAAGGAGAAGAAAAAAACAAACCAAGGUCCAUCAUUUGAUGACAAUGCCGUUUAUAUAAAAGAAAAUAUAUGUUUUAAUAAUUUAUCGAGCAAAAGGGAAGAACAUGUAGAUGAUUCGAGUUGUGUAUUACACAUGAGUAGUUAUAAACAUGAAAAUGAAAAAAAAGAAAAUGAAAAAAAAGAAAAUGAAAAAAAAGAAAAUGAUAAACAAUUUUUUAUGCAAGGAGACGAUCAUCUUAGUGAAGAUGACAGAGAAGCGUACGAUGAAGUAGAAGAAGAACAACAUAAUAAUAUACAAAAUAAUAAUUCUGUUAAUUAUAAUAAUGGAUAUAAUUCUGCACAUGAUAUUUGUACUAGUAACACAACAAAAUAUUUUCCUUCCAAUAAUAUAAACAUACACGAAAUAGAUAACAAGAAAAAAAGAUUUAAAAGAUAUUUAACAAUAGAAAAUAAAAGUUUGAAAAAGAAAAAAAAUGAGGAACAUAAUAUAAAUGCAGAAGAUAUAUCUAAUUGUAUAAAUUUAUUUAUACAUGACUAUAUAUAUUUAUUACUUUUACCUCCUAUAUCUUAUCAUCCUUUAGCAUAUGAAUUAAUUCUUCAUAAACCUGAUAAAGAUUUUACAAAUAUUAUGACAAGAGAUAUAAAAAAAGAAUUAUUAACAACCUUAUGUUAUACAAACCCAUAUAAAACAGGAAACUUAAUGUGUUCAUCAUGUUGUCUUUUUAAAGAUAACCCUUACAAUAGUAAUCCUGAAAAUAAUAUUAUUACAAAUAAUAAAAUAUAUCUCAAUCCUAUAUAUGAUAAUAUAUCUACAUUAGAAGAUAUGGUUAAUCUAUAUCGAGCUUAUGAAAAGUGUAACAAGACAAUUGAUUUGUAUAACCUUUUUAUAUUAUACUUAAAUAUUAAGGUGGAUAAAUAUUGGGGAUAUUCAAUAAAGGACAAAAAUAAAAUCAACAACAACGACAAAAACAACGACAAAAACAACGACAAAAACAACGACAAAAACAACAACAAAAACAACAAAAACGACAAUAAUAAUAAUGACUGCAGGGAUAAGGAAGAUAUAAAAUCACCACAUUUAUGCAAAAUGAAAAAUGCACAAACGGAAAAUUUAGCUAACGACAUAUUACAAGAAUAUUAUUUAAAAUUUAUUAUAACUAUUAAUACAUUCUGCUCAUUCCUAAAAAUUUUAAAGCCUCCAAAUGUUUCGGCUCUAUUAAAUUAUAAUGAGAAAAAUGGAAAUAACGAUGAUUAUUAUGAAGACGAGGAAUAUUAUAACACAGACAAUAAUACAAAUAAUCUUGGAAAAGGAAGCAAAAAAAAAUCGAGUGACAACUAUAAUAGCUCACAAGAAUCCAUCAUACAAUUUUUAAAAGAAAUUAAAAAAUCAUUACAAGGAUGUACUAGUAAAAAAUUAUUAUUUGGAAAGUUGUAUUAUAAUCAUAUUAUAGCUUCAAGAGAAUAUUUCUUACAAAACCUUAUGGAAAAAAAUAAUGAAUAA